This is a messenger RNA of Phaeoacremonium minimum UCRPA7, 975 nucleotides long. RefSeq names its product putative xenobiotic compound family protein. Bases 1 to 975 code for a protein of 324 amino acids. The transcript is spliced from 3 exons. Lineage: Eukaryota; Fungi; Ascomycota; Sordariomycetes; Togniniales; Togniniaceae. Gene Ontology annotation, molecular function: oxidoreductase activity, acting on paired donors, with incorporation or reduction of molecular oxygen; monooxygenase activity. The record is from RefSeq and is a predicted model, not a curated record.
AUGUGCGCUGGACAGUGGAAAUCUGGAGCAAAUGUGGCUCAGAUGGAUCCUCUUGUCAUCAUCUCGGCGAUGGCUGCAGUCACCAAAUCCGUUAGUUUCGGGGUAACUUGCAGCACAACCUAUGUUCCCCCGUAUAUCACAGCUCGCACAUACAGUACACUAGAUCAUCUCACCGAAGGGCGCAUUGCGUGGAACAUUGUUACAAGCUACAGUCAGUCCGCUGCGGAUGCGUUUGGCGAGGAUAAAGUGCUUCCACAUGACGAGCGAUACGCCCGGGCCGAUGAGUACAUGGACGUCGCGUAUAAGCUUUGGGAGCAAUCAUGGGAUAAUGGUGCCCAGGUAUGGGAUGUUGAGAGUAAAGUGGCUUAUGACAGUGACAAGGUCAUGAAGAUCGACCACAAGGGGUUCACGCCUUUCAUCGGCAAAACUCUGGAGGAGGCCCAAGCAAAAUAUGAAGCGGCACUGGAAAACACAGACUUCAAGGGGGGGCUCGCACAGACCGCCGCGUAUUUGGGUAUUGACCUUAGUAAAUAUCCCUUGGAUGAGCCACUCAGCUUGGGAACUUCGCAGUCAGACACCAUGAUCAUGGGGAUCAUGAAUAACUUCAACAGCGCUUCUGGGUCGGACAAAUCAGAAUGGACCCCACGCAAAAUUGGACUGAAGAUGGCAUUAGGAGGCUUCCAUCCUUGCCCCAUAGGCACUCCUGAAAUGAUUGCCGAUGUGAUGGAAGAGUGGUCCGAAGUGGCCGAUGUGGAUGGAUUUCUGAUUGCCUACGUGACCAACCCCACCAGCUUUGAGGAUGUUGUUCACUUGUUGCGGCCAGAGCUGGUGCGUAGAGGCUUGAUGUGGGAAGACUAUGAGGUUCCUGGUGGCACUUUCCGGGAGAACUUGUAUGGAGCAGGCCAGGCCACCUUGAGGGAUGAUCAUUAUGGAAGUGGAUUCAAAUCCUACUCGAAGAAAGAAACCAAGGUGUAG